UUUCUUUUCUGUUUCUUGUUUGUCCUGUCUCUCUCCCUGUCGGCUCUCUCUCACAUCUCUCUUCUCUCCCUCUUCUCUGCACCGCACGCAUGCACCCAUCUCCCUGCGCGAGGAAGUCCAUCGUCAUCACCAUCUCGUCCUUCUCUCUCCCUUUGUCCCGUGCUGCGAACCUAGAAACCCGGAAAGGAACUCCGGCGAGUUUCUAUUUUUUCCGGUUAGGACGAAUUCAAGCCGGGUGUAAGCACACCCAACUCCGGCGACCUCGGGGGUUUUUUCGGCCAUCUCCGGCCGUUCUACGACGAAAGGAAGGUGCAAUUAUUAACAGUGAUUCCGUUAUACCUUUUUGGUAUAGCUUUGCACCAUCAGUGUACGGAAUAACAACGUUCAAGCCCUUUCCAUACACGGAAUUUUCUACGAAGAACAAUGUUCAAGCCCUUUCCAUACAUUGAAUUUUCUACAUAGACUUGUUCAUACAGAGGAAGAACAACGUUCAAGCCCUUUCCAUACAUUGAAUUUUCUGCAGACUUGUUCAUACAGAGGAAGAACAACGUUCAAGCUCUUUACAUACAUCGAAUUUUCUACAAAGACUUUGUCCAUAUGUGAAGGGUUGAAUAAUUGACUUAGUUGACUUGAAAUGAUCACCACAAAAAGGGCAUAUAGGUUGAGCUCCAGUAACAUCCAUACGCUGACACCAUCAGCGAAAACCAAUCUCUCUCGGGCGAUCAAACCAUUGUCUCUGCAGGUGGGAUGUUUGAGCUAGGUUUCUUCAAACCAGGUCAGCUUUCAAACUACUAUAUAGGCAUAUGGU
Messenger RNA from Malus domestica (apple), 808 nucleotides. The record is from RefSeq and is a predicted model, not a curated record. Lineage: Eukaryota; Viridiplantae; Streptophyta; Magnoliopsida; Rosales; Rosaceae.